UGAACAGCGAAGCCAGCGGGGAGCGGGCCGAGGCGGGAGCUUGGCGCUCGCUCGCGCUCCGUUGUUGACACACUCGCCGCCGCGAGACCAACGUUCCAUAGGGAGGAAGGGCCGCUUUGAAAGCUGUUGCGCAGCCAUUGGUACCUGUAUUGGGGAAACAUAGCAUACAAGCAAGAAGCUUACAGCCUCAGUGGCGAAAAUUUUUUCAUGUCAGAGACCGAGAACUCUUGCAGUCGUUUAUGUCAUCCCUUCUUCUCCAGACAGAAGAUACCAAAAAGUUGCAAUCAAAGAUCUCUUCAUCUUAUUGAUAAAGCCACUAAUAAGCCAAAAUGUCUGUCAACGUCAACCGCAGCGUGUCAGACCAGUUCUAUCGCUACAAGAUGCCCCGUCUGAUUGCCAAGGUUGAGGGCAAAGGAAAUGGAAUCAAGACAGUUAUAGUCAACAUGGUUGACGUUGCAAAGGCGCUUAAUCGGCCUCCAACGUAUCCCACCAAAUAUUUUGGUUGUGAGCUGGGAGCACAGACCCAGUUUGAUGUUAAGAAUGACCGUUACAUUGUCAAUGGAUCUCAUGAGGCGAAUAAGCUGCAAGACAUGUUGGAUGGAUUCAUUAAAAAAUUUGUUCUCUGUCCUGAGUGUGAGAAUCCUGAAACUGAUCUGCAUGUCAAUCCAAAGAAGCAAACAAUAGGUAAUUCUUGUAAAGCCUGUGGCUAUCGAGGCAUGCUUGACACACAUCAUAAACUCUGCACAUUCAUUCUCAAAAACCCACCUGAGAAUAGUGACAGUGGUACAGGAAAGAAAGAAAAGGAAAAGAAAAAUAGAAAGGGCAAAGACAAGGAAAAUGGCUCUGUAUCCAGCAGUGAGACACCACCACCACCACCACCAAAUGAAAUCAGUCCUCCUCCACAUGCUGUGGAAGAAGAGGAAGAUGAUGAUUGGGGGGAGGAUACAACUGAGGAAGCUCAAAGGCGCAGAAUGGAUGAAAUCAGUGAUCAUGCAAAAGUUCUGACACUCAGUGAUGAUUUGGAAAGAACAGUUGAGGAGCGGGUCAAUAUCCUGUUUGAUUUUGUUAAGAAAAAGAAGGAAGAGGGUAUUAUUGAUUCAUCUGACAAAGAAAUUGUUGCUGAAGCAGAAAGACUGGAUGUAAAAGCCAUGGGCCCUCUUGUUCUGACGGAAGUUCUUUUUAAUGAGAAGAUUAGAGAACAAAUUAAGAAAUACAGGCGACAUUUUCUACGAUUUUGUCACAACAACAAAAAAGCUCAACGGUACCUUCUUCAUGGUUUGGAGUGUGUGGUAGCAAUGCAUCAAGCUCAACUCAUCUCCAAGAUUCCACAUAUCUUGAAGGAGAUGUAUGACGCAGACCUUUUAGAAGAAGAAGUUAUCAUCAGCUGGUCAGGAAAGACCUCUAAAAAAUAUGUUUCAAAAGAACUUGCCAAAGAGAUUCGUGUUAAAGCGGAACCGUUUAUCAAAUGGUUGAAGGAGGCAGAGGAGGAAUCUUCUGGUGGUGAAGAAGAAGAUGAAGAUGAGAACAUUGAGGUGGUGUAUUCGAAGACUGCCAGUGUACCAAAAGUUGAAACUGUGAAGUCUGACAACAAGGAUGAUGACAUUGAUAUUGAUGCUAUUUAAAAGGAUGGAUGCAACCUAGCUUAACAGUGUAAUGCUGCAAAAUUUUCUCCAUUAUCAGCCAGAAGUGCAACAUGUAUGUGCAAAAGCUAAAAAAGGCUUAACAUCAUGCUACACUUUAUACUAAAAAUCUGUUGCUGUGAGUGGUCUGUAAUUAAGCCCAAUGAGACAUCUAGGGAGUCCAUACACAUAUCAGUGAGCAGAUGUAGUUUGCUUAUUUAUAGCAUGUUUCUUUUUGAAAAACUAGUGGUGGACACAUUUGGAUCACAUUUAUACAGUUAAAAAACAUAAAGAUUUGAUUUUGGUCAUUCUUCAGAUUUUUGGCUUUGAAUGACUUAAGCUGAAGUAAUUGGCUCCUGUUUAAAGUGUUGCAUCAUCAUUUAACCAUUCUUGGAGCCUGUUAGAUAUUGUUAGGUGCUGAGACUGUAAAGAGAUCUUCAGCAGGAUGUAAAACAUAAACUUAUUUGUAAUUACCUUAUUCAUGCAUUGAGAAACAAGUACUUCUAAGAUUUAGCUCCAGUCCCUCAAAUUGGCAUCUGGUAACAUACAUUCCGAGAUAGACUGAAAAUUAAAUGGCAGUGCAACAUCUUACCAAGAAGUGAAAAUGACCUGAGUGUCUUAUAAGUCAUUUUAAUAGCAGGUUUUGAAACUGGGAAUUGUUUUAUUUCCCCAGUAUGUGUACACUUACCCCCAAAUGGUAGUCUUUGGAGUUAUGUGCAUUGCAGGUUGGAUGAGUCAGAAAUGAUUAGAUUAACAAAUAAGCAUUUUAUGUGUAUGUUGUGGUUGGUUGCUUUGUACUGAGAAAACUCAUUUUGAGGUGUGAUUAAGCAGUAAACUGAUUUUAUAUGGGGAAACAGGAAAAGGUGUGCUUAAUCUCUAAUAAAAAUUUAGCAUGAUUUUUCAGCUUUUAUCCUUCUGAUUUAAAUUUCAAUCUCCAAAUGUUUAGACAUUGUAUCUUUUGUUCAGUGUUUUUUUUUUUUUUUUUUUUUUCUUUUGUGGUUUGUUAUUUAAUAAUGUCUUUUACAUUUGGACACAAUGCUCCUGCUUUUAGAUUUUGGUUGCUAUCUUGCCAAAAUAAGUGUUACUGUGUUUCAAACUUGAUUUUUUUUUUUUCCUCCAAAAUGUCUUAUUUUAAAAGAAGCAAAGCUAAAAGCAUACUACUAAGUCAGAGCCUCUAUUUUGGUGUAAGACUUGGGAUUUUUUUUUUUUUUUUUUAAACCUCACAUUGAAUAUAACUAGGCACUGGAGUUGUAAUGAUGGGCACUUGAAUGCAGGUAACUGGGGCCUGCACAGACCAUCCAGGGCUUUAGAUUGGACAUACAAGAGUUGAUAACAUCUUUGUGAAUUCCUUGCCCAGUUAGCUGAUCAUACUCCAUAUGGGUUCUGACUAUAUUUGCAUAAUAAUCUUCAAGCAUUACUCCUUUCCACAAAAAGCGCACAGUGGGAAUUGAGAGUUCAUACGGUUGUUUUUGUUAAGAGCCACUGGCUUAUGUCAUUCAUCUCAUUUCUUAUCUCACAAAUUAUGAGCUCUUAAAAACAAAUAAUGUGUACAAAUUUUUCACAGUAAAAUUACUCAUUUUAUGUAAUAAAACCUUGCUAGCUUGAUAUUUUAAGGAAUUGAAACCUAGCAAUCUUACUGGAGAUAAAAGAAUGUAUCUCUAGCUGCCUUUGAUGGAUUCUGGUGAGAAUAGUGGAGUGGGAGCUAAAUACCUGGAGAGAAUAUGCUUUGUCACACCAAAGAGGGGAGACAUUUUUUGCAAAUUUGCAUGCUGCCUAGGUUUCAAAUUCUUUACUGCAAGGCUGAUUUGCUUUCAUUAACUGAAAUUCUAUAGGAGAUAUUGGUGACCUAAGCUAAGUUGCACUUAGCAUAUUCAGUGUCAAGCUGAGGUUCUGUUGUAAAGCUUUUACUUUUAAUCUAAAGGAAAACAUGUCAGGGCUUCUAAACACUAAAGAGAAAUCGUUGGCUUAGACCACUGUUCGGUCCGGUGCCAAACUUUCAGUGGAAUUCAAAUUCACAUAAUCUGAACUUGAUUCACAGAUUAUCCUAAUAGAGUAAUUCUUUACUUUGCUCUAUUGAACUGUCUUAAAAUUUCCUGUUUCAAACAGCUAAGUUACUUGAUUAAAAUAAUAUUAAAAUU
This is a messenger RNA of Carlito syrichta (Philippine tarsier), 3757 nucleotides long. RefSeq names its product eukaryotic translation initiation factor 5 (gene EIF5). Bases 330 to 1622 code for a protein of 430 amino acids. Gene Ontology annotation, molecular function: GDP-dissociation inhibitor activity; eukaryotic initiation factor eIF2 binding; translation initiation factor activity. The record is from RefSeq and is a predicted model, not a curated record. The transcript has 11 exons. Gene Ontology annotation, cellular component: cytosol. NCBI's taxonomy places the organism in Eukaryota, Metazoa, Chordata, Mammalia, Primates, Tarsiidae. Gene Ontology annotation, biological process: formation of cytoplasmic translation initiation complex; translational initiation; formation of translation preinitiation complex.